AUGAAACCAUCUAAACUGCAAGAUCAUCUGAGAAGAUGCCACCCUGAUAAAACAGAGAAAGAUUUGAAAUACUUUCAAACACUCAAAGAUAAAUUUCAGAAGAGACCUACACUGGACAGAAUGUUCGCUUCGACGUCACAAAGAAAUGAUGAUGGUUUGCGGGCGUCUUACAAUAUCUCGUUACUUAUAGCAAAAUCCGGAAAACCGCAUACUAUCGGAAAGAAGUUAAUUUUGCCAGCCGUUGAAGAGGUUUUAAAAACUGUUUUACACAAACCUGCAUCUGAUAUCAUUAAAAGAAUUCCCUUAAGCAACAAUACUGUUGAAAGACGUAUUGAUGAAAUGAGUUCUGAUAUUGAAAGCUUCUUAUGUAAUCAUUUGCAAACGACCCAUUUCUCUAUACAACUGGACGAGUCAACUUUACCUGAUCAUGCAGCAUUAUUAUUGGCAUAUGUUCGUUUUAUUAUGAAUCAAGAAAUCUACGAAGAACUGCUCUUCGCAAGAACUUUGAUAACCGACACUAAAGGUGAAUCAAUAUUUCAAGUUUUGAAGGAUUACAUCAUUGAAAAAGCAAUUCCUUUAUCAAAUAUAAUAUCAGUAGCUACAGAUGGAGCACCUGCCAUGGUUGGACAUUAUCGUGGAUUUAUAAGCUAUUUCAUAUUUCCUAUGGUGACAUAG
This is a messenger RNA of Acanthoscelides obtectus, 675 nucleotides long. The record is from the annotation of a GenBank genome assembly. NCBI's taxonomy places the organism in Eukaryota, Metazoa, Arthropoda, Insecta, Coleoptera, Chrysomelidae.